AUGGUCAUAAACACAAUACAACAUGUUGCCUCUGGGCAAGUUUCUUCCAGUGGCGUGGCUAUGAUGAACUAUGUUCAUAAGGUUUCAGAUAGGGUCUCACUUGCAGCAGAUUUCAUGUACGAUGCAAUGUCGAGAGAUGCUACAGCUAGUGUUGGGUAUGACUACAUUCUUCGACAGAGUCGGCUAAGAGGUAAGAUUGAUUCUAAUGAAACAACCUCUGCUCACCUCGAAGAACGUUUGCCUAUUGGUGAUGGACUUUGUUGCAUUCUAUCCGCACAGGUGGAUCACUUGAAGAAGGAUUACAAGUUUGGUUUCAGUGUCAAGUUGGUAACAGGUUACGACACAGAAGUAUAA
Thlaspi arvense is the source of this 354-nucleotide messenger RNA. Lineage: Eukaryota; Viridiplantae; Streptophyta; Magnoliopsida; Brassicales; Brassicaceae. The record is from the annotation of a GenBank genome assembly.